Messenger RNA from Aphanomyces invadans, 3135 nucleotides. RefSeq lists its product as hypothetical. Bases 59 to 2803 code for a protein of 914 amino acids. Gene Ontology annotation, biological process: endocytosis; autophagy of peroxisome; phosphatidylinositol-3-phosphate biosynthetic process. The transcript is spliced from 3 exons. Gene Ontology annotation, molecular function: metal ion binding; 1-phosphatidylinositol-3-kinase activity. The record is from RefSeq and is a predicted model, not a curated record. Lineage: Eukaryota; Oomycota; Saprolegniomycetes; Saprolegniales; Verrucalvaceae. Gene Ontology annotation, cellular component: phosphatidylinositol 3-kinase complex, class III, type I; endosome; phagophore assembly site.
CUCGACAACAACAGGCCAAACACGUCGGCGAACGUCCGAAUCCAUCGGCGUCUCCUCGAUGGAGGAUUCCUUUGACGACCAUGGAGAGCAGCUUUCUUUGGAUGAUCUUGAUAUUCAGCUGCACGUGACAGGUUAUGGCCGAGACCCAGUCCCAGCAGUGCAAGACAUUCGACAUCGACCAUCGACCGUCGUCGACUUGUCCUACUCGCAGGUGCUUGAAACGAAAAGCAAACACAGGAAUCACAGCAAGAAGCGCCUUAACUUUACACGUCCUCCGUCACACACGCUGUCGACUCUGAACGAGACCACGUCCAACGACUUUUCCGCCGAUCGUCCACAUGGCCGAACCAAGCGCAACCCGUUCGCGUACAAUUCGGAAGACGUUGACGAGCUUGAGGCAGAACAACAAGAGCUACGCGCAAAGGAGCACGAGGACGACAACGAGUGGUCGCAAGGAGACAUCUCGCUCCCCGGUGAUGACGUGUAUCGUUUUGUCCAGCCCAGGCGACUCUCGUCGUGGGUUCAAGACGAUGCCGUGUACGCGUGUUUCAAGUGCCACGUCCAGUUUACCCUCAUCAUUCGCAAACACCACUGCCGUGCGUGCGGACGCAUCUUCUGCAAUGCAUGCUCGAACCAGCGCCUAGUCAUUCCCGGCGACUACGAGUCGACUCCCGUGUCGCACGCGAUCAAGAACGGAUCGAAUCACACGUACAGCAGCGUGCUGGUCGAUACGACGUCCCACGUGAUCGGGAGUCUCGGGUACUAUGUGUGGAACUACAACACAGCGACACCGUCUCUUUCGUCGAGUGCAAACGACUUCUCCGAAUUCAACUCGAUGUCGUCGUCGACGCUGAGCCGGACCGAGCUCAACGAUUCAGUGGAAUUCGAGCGGGAAAAGUUUCUCCGGUCGAUGACCGUCCUCGAGUCCCGCGGCGUCGUGACCAAGUUCACGCCCGGCGCCGCAUCGGGCGUCAAGGUCAAGCAACCUCCUCGGAUUCCGCCAGGGACGGUCCUCCAACGCGUUUGUGACGAUUGCGCGUCCGCGUUGCAGCAGCGCCGCCAGCACUACAACACAGUCCAAGUGUUUGAGCUGUGCGAAUGGGACAUCGAGACGUUGCGAGUGUUGGGCCAGGUGUGUCGCAAGUGGCAUCGUGCGAGCAUCAUGUGCCUGUCGACAUUUCGCCAGAUUCAGUACUACCUUCCGUCGCAUCCGCUGUCAACCAAAGAGAGGCAGCUCCUGCUGCGCAAUCGGCGGUUCCUGGCCGGCCACUCCAAGUGGCUGCUCCAGCUCGUCAAGGCUGUGUCGUUUCACGACGGCGACUCCGAUGAAACUUCACAAGAUAUCCUGCGACUCAUCGUCGCACCGCGUACGCACAACUGCAUGAUGACCAUGUGCAGUCGUCUGUGUCGGCACGAAAUGGAGUGCGUGGAUGCCCUUGAGAUUCUCUCCAGUGACACGAUGCAAAACGUCACGUUGAGAAACUUGUGUGUCGAGGCGCUGACUCAAAAAGCGACUGACGACGAGUGGCUUAGUUUUCUGCCGGUGGUGUUGCAUGCCUUGGGCUCCGAGACGAACGUGUCCGAUCUCGGCGCUGCCAUCGUCGCGCAGGCGAAGCGAGACAUUCGGUUCUGCUCCGAUCUGUACUGGGGCUCGAGUGUGCUGGCUGAAGAUCGGCGAUUUCGACGCAAGUUUGACGGCUUCCGGCAAAAGUUGCUCCUCACGCUGGCGUCUUCGUCGUCCGCAUCAUGUGACACCUACGCAUCGUGGAGUCAAGACUUGCUCCUUGGCCAAGAGUUCCUGGAUCUGCUUUGGAAUCUUCCACAUCGUGCCGACAACGCCGUCGUCGGGCAGCUCUUGGCUGCGGCCUUGCGCAAAACACAAAUCUUUGGCCCGGAUACGCCGCUCCUGCGAUUGCCCGUGGACCCACUGGUGAAAGCACGGGGGAUCGAUUUUGCAUCGAUCAAAGUCAUGCGAAGUGCGGAAGCUCCUGUGAUCCUCACGUGCACUGGCGUGCUGCACCAAAGUAAAACAGACACGACGGAAGCCAGGGCAUCCGGAACCCAGUCGGCCACCCGUUCCACUUCGCCGUCUAAACAGCAGGUGCGGCGCCCGCCUGUGUACCGCCUGAUGUACAAGCGCGACGAUUUGCGCAAGGACGCGUGCGUGCAAAACAUCAUCCAUGUCAUGUACUCGAUCUUGAAAGCGGAGACGAAGCAAUUCAACAUUGCGCUCGUGACGUAUCGGGUGAUUCCCACGUCCAGCUACGACGGGCUGAUCGAGAUCGUCGAAAACGCGCACACAUUGUACUCGAUCAUCCGCGAACAUGGUACGAUCAUGCGCUUUUUGCACCACUACAACGGCCACAGGACCUUGAGCGACAUCUCGACGUCCUUCCGAGAGUCCCUGGCGGCAUACACGGUGAUCACGUUUCUGCUUGGCGUUGGCGACCGACAUGCCGAGAACGUGAUGCUGACACAGGAGGGGAAUUUAUUUCACAUUGACUACGGCUUUAUCUUGGGCAAGGACCCCAAGCCUCUGCAGCCCCCGAUGCGCCUCGACAACUAUAUGCUGGAAGCGUUGGGUGGACCGAUGCAAGUUGAAGCGUUCAAGGCGCUCUGUGUUGUCGCGUUCAAUUGUCUGCGCCGACACGUGUCGCUGUUCCUCAUCAUGCUGCGAUUGGUCGUGGAUGCAAUCCCUGAAGUGACCGACUUUGGCGUCAACUACACCCAAGCCGACCUCGACGCGUUUGUUGUUGAGCGGUUCUUGCCAGGUAGAGUUGACGGUCGCCAUGGCCGUGAGUGACAAGUAAGCGACCGCGUAGGCCAGACAGAUGAAGAAGCCGCGACAGCGAUCAUGUUGCGAAUGGAAGGCAAACUCAACGAGAAGAUUGGGCUUACGCUUAGCGACUUUGUGCAUGCCCACGCCAGUGAGAAGACUGUGAGCAAAGGAGUGAGUUCCAUGAAGGUCGGGGUCGAGAGUAUCGGCGGGGCUGUGCACACCGUGACCAGUUCUCUGUCGUCCAGCGCCACGUCGCUGCUCAAGUAUGUUUGGGGAAGCGGCCCAUCGUCAACUUCGCACUGAUUGGGUGGGAUACAUAUGAUAACCUGUGAAUUUAAAUAUUUUAUAAUAGGGGA